This is a messenger RNA of Bacillus rossius redtenbacheri, 1323 nucleotides long. Its product is annotated as tetraspanin-11. The record is from RefSeq and is a predicted model, not a curated record. The transcript has 7 exons. Lineage: Eukaryota; Metazoa; Arthropoda; Insecta; Phasmatodea; Bacillidae. Gene Ontology annotation, cellular component: plasma membrane. The coding region runs from base 294 to 1004 and encodes 236 amino acids.
CCACUCGGUCUGCACGUCUGGCCGAGCUGCACGCAGGAACUGCGCCGACGCGGGGCGAGGCAAGAAGCGCGCGCCAGGCGGUCACGUGUGUGCUGCUAGCGCGCUGUCGACAAGCACCCCGCCCGUCCGUCUCCCGCGCUAUUUCCGUGGCCUCGGUCUGGCGAGUGGCCAGAGAGGAGGCGCUUCACCGGGCCUCGGCCCGUCCUGGAGAUGUGCUCCCGACACGCUCAUCGCCGGUUUACAAACCAAAGUACCGAGGCAACUAGACCUCCCUGUCUGCAGCCCCGCACGAGAUGGGGUACGGAAGAGAGAUGGAUGGCUGCGGCCAGUUCAUGAAGUACAGUCUGUUCCUCGCCAACAUUCUCAUCUUCGUGGGCGGCUGCGUGGUGCUGGGCAUCGGCGUCUGGACGCUGGUGGACAAGGCGCAGAUGAAUGCCCUGCUGGGCACCAACCUGUUCCUGGGCGCCGCCUACAUCCUCAUCGUCACCGGCGCCGUCGUCAUCCUCAUCGCCUUCUUCGGCUGCCUGGGCGCCAUCCGCGAGAUAAAGUGCAUGCUGCUGCUGUACUUCAUGCUGGUGUUCCUGGUGUUCGUGACGAUGCUGGUGGGGGGCAUCCUGGGCUACGUGUUCCGCGAGAAGGUGGGCGUGACCAUGGAGCAGGAGAUGCAGCGCUCGCUCAGCCAGUACCGCGGAGGGGAGCAGCACAAGGAGACCACGGACGCCUGGGACUACAUCCAGCAGAACGUGAAGUGUUGCGGGGUGACCGGACCCUCGAACUGGAUAUCCUACGGCGGGGUGCCGGCCAGUUGCUGCAAGCAGCGCGUGUUGAACUCUGCUAUCUGCACGGCCGUGCCGACCAACAUCUACGACGACGGCUGCCUGGAGAAGACAGUGAAGUUCGUGAAGGACCACGCGGCCACGCUGGGCGGUGCUGGGGUGGGAGUCGCGUGCCUCAUGAUCCUUGGAAUGAUCUUCUCAUGUGCGCUGUUCAACAUGAUAGAAUGAAUAUUCUGAAGAUAAGCUGUCCAACUCUGCAGUUAAAGUGCAUUUAUUUUUUAUACAAAUUAGGUCACGUGAUGACUAAAGGUGCCCGUGUUAAGUUUUGGACAGUUUUUUUUUAUAUUGAAAACUGUGAUGUGUUUAGAUAGUGUUCUUAAGAAUUUGUAUCUAUGUGUAUAUUCUUAGUUAUUUAAUACAUAGUGUUAAAGUUUAAUAUAGUGUAUAUUUUUGAUGAUUGUAACAAAACCUAUUUUCAGAAAACAAUAACUGUACAUUUAGACGUGAAAUAAAGUUUGUUAGAAUAAGUUGGUAUUUUUCACCCUUG